UUUUGCGCAGAGCGGAGGUGCAUGAACACAUUCAGCGGUCUCAUUAUCUCUGCCGUGAAAACAUUGUUGUGUUCAUCUGUGUCGAGCGAAUUCUAACGUUACCGAUCGAUUUUAGUCAAUAAACGAACAAUGAGCAAUCAUCCGGUGACUAGCAGAUGAGCCAAAUCUGAUCGUCGCUGAGAGAAAGAGGCGAAAUUUCCGCUAUUUUGUCAGGAUGGCUAACUGCGGCGAGGUUAAUCUUUCUAUGGACUCCCUGACCACUGGCAAGAAGGUGAGUGGGGAGUCUGUGACGGAGGGAAGUCCAUCCUCUUCGUCUCCUUCGCUGCCCAUUCCGGAGUGUGCAAUCUGCCUGCAAUCCUGCGUCCACCCUGUACGCCUGCCAUGUGGCCAUAUUUUCUGCUUCCUGUGUGUGAAAGGAGCUUCCUGGCACAGCAAACGCUGCGCCCUAUGUAGAGGGGAGGUGCCCGAGGACUUCCUGGAGCGUCCCACUUUGCUCUCGCCCGAAGAGCUGAAGGCUUCGGCGACAGGUGGACGCGGUACAGGGACUGGUGGCCACGCGUGGUACUACGAGGGGCGUAACGGAUGGUGGCAGUACGACGAGCGGACUAGCCGAGAGCUAGAGGACGCCUUCAACAAGGGCAAGAAGAGCGCCGAGAUGCUGAUCGCUGGCUUCCUGUAUGUGGCCGACUUGGAGAACAUGGUGCAGUACAGGAGGAACGAACACGGCCGCAGGCGUAGGAUGAAGAGGGAUGUGGUGGACAUCCCUAAGAAAGGUGUGGCCGGAUUAAGACUCGAUCCAGAUCCCAACCCCAGUCCUGCAGCGGGAACAGCUCCUGCCGUUGCUGAUUUAAACGCAAGCAUUGACGGCGCCACAGCUGAGCGAGAGAGUUCAGCAGAUGGAGCGGACACUGGAGUCAGCGGAGGACGUCCUCAAGGCAUCUUUGCUUCUGCUCCCGUAAGGCCGCCAACUGUCUUGGGCGGUCACCUGACCAGCCCUGCUUCCUCCAGCGAUAUUCAGCUUGUACAGGCUCUCUCCCAUCUCAAUAUGAACGCCGCUGAGCAAGAACCAGAAGAGGAAGACGCAGACGACUCGGCCGCUCCGGACCAAUCGAGGUACGAAUCCGAGUCUGGUACGAGCGAGGAUGAAGAUGAACAGGCAGGGGACGAAGGUGAAGAUGAGCACACAGAAGGCUCCCAGGGUAGGCACAGACUGCAUCAGUUGGACAGACCGCCCCCUGGUGGUGGCCCUGCGCAUAGCAGCGAUCGCUCGGGGUGCCCCGACGGUCAGUGCACUGUUACAAAGGUCUGACCGCAGCACAUCUACAGAACUCCUACCCAACUCCCACAACCGCUGGGUAUUUCUAACCAAUCUCUGGAAUGCAAAAAAUGAAACAAGUAAACCAUUCAAAUCACUGAAAUAUGGUCUUGGAUAAGGUUAAAGGCUAGGGACGGAUGGUUUUAGUGUAAGAAUAGUGCUUGUCUCUUUCAGUCUGUACCAGGGCUGUAUUCUUUAAUGGAUAUUAAAGGCAAAACUACAAUAAAGAUUCGUUUAUGAUGCCUAGGAUACUGUAAAUUGGUCAAGCCAUUACACUUUCAUUUGCAUUCUUGUAAUAGAAAAUAAAAAUUCAGAGAAAAAAACUUUUAACAUUUAAAAAUAAAAUAAGAGGAUAAAAUAUUAAUUUGCACAAGCCUAUUUUGAACUUUAUGACCAUUGGUAUUUUUAUGUUUCCAUAACAGGUUUGCACAUUUCAUCCUAAAUUCUCAUUACUCGAAUGCAUUUGUUUUAUUAGCUAUUAAUCUCAAUGCUGAUUUUCACUCAUUUCUUAUUACUGUGAUACUGAGAUUUGUGUAAAAAUAGUAUUUAUUAUAUUUCAUUAAUGAGAAUUUAGUGGGGAAGUUUGCUUAAGUGUGCACAAUGCAAAGAAAUCUUGAUUUACAAUACGGACUUUUAAUACAGUAUUUUUUCUUCUUCUUUGAUUUUGAGGUGAAAUUUGACCCAAACAUGUUCUUGAACUUCCUGUUUUCCUGUCCUGAGAUUUCAUUACAUUUAGCAUGGCUCAACACCAUUAUGCGGUGGUUAUGGAGUCAUCACUAAUGAAGUUACUUUUCAUAAGAAUAUGCCAUAUCAGCUUUUACCCUGAGGCGUCUGCAGUGCCAUUGCUAAAAUAAAAAAAAUUACAUCUCUUGGUAGGAAUUCCAUAUACAUUGUGUCUUUACUAGUUUUAUUGUUUUGAUUAUCACGAUUAUGCUGUAGAUCAAAAUGCCUGACUAUAUUUUGCAAACAGUAUUUUCAUGGAAAUGUAAAACAUUUUGUAAUGCACCACCUAGUACAGAGCCUUCUAGAUCUUCAACAAGUGGUAAGAACGCUUCAGGUUGUUUUUGGUGAAAUGACGAGCAUUAGAUGCAAAACCAGCAUAAUUUCAAAUGCAAAACCUAACAAGAAAAUAAUUUAUUGUCGUUUUGCCAAGGAAUUCCUCUUUAACACGCUCUAGUCAUUAGAAAACCUUCAGGCAUCUUAAAUUUACUACUUCUAGUGUUUCAUGGUGUGAGGUUUAAAACACUUUAAUGGCGUGUGUGCGCAUUUGUGUUUAUUUUAAGCAACUUGUCUUUUAUUCUUCGGUCUCAUCUUGGUGUGCUUUAUCAGUUUCGUGGCUUUGCACGUGUUUCUGUGAAUAAGGAUGGAGCCCUGGACUACGGCGCUGUGAACUCUGGGAAAGGCGAGUUUUAUCAGAUAUUGCAGUUUGUAGUUUUAAAGUAGUCCUAAGACUGCAGCACACCGAGUGAGCGAGGGGUUUUCAAGCAUAGCUGUCCAAUUUGAAGUUAAAAUUUUAAGGUUAUUUUCAGUCCUGAUAAUUCUCAUUUCAGGUUCUUUGUUGUCAACAGAUUAAAAUUAAAAUAACUUCUUUUUGCUGUAUUUUUGUUUUAAAUGUGUUGUUUUGUUACCAGGUUUACCUGAGAAAUAAAGUGUCGUCUGUUACCUGUCUGA
This is a messenger RNA of Carassius auratus (goldfish), 2986 nucleotides long. Its product is annotated as E3 ubiquitin-protein ligase rnf146-like. The transcript has 2 exons. NCBI's taxonomy places the organism in Eukaryota, Metazoa, Chordata, Actinopteri, Cypriniformes, Cyprinidae. Gene Ontology annotation, biological process: Wnt signaling pathway; ubiquitin-dependent protein catabolic process. Gene Ontology annotation, cellular component: cytoplasm; nucleus. The record is from RefSeq and is a predicted model, not a curated record. Gene Ontology annotation, molecular function: ubiquitin protein ligase activity; poly-ADP-D-ribose binding; zinc ion binding. The coding region runs from base 215 to 1309 and encodes 364 amino acids.